CCACCACUACCGACAGCCCUUCUGCGAAACCUUUUCUUCUUGCUCUAUCCCGCCUUUGCCAGAUGGCCCACUCUUGCGCGAUAUGUUUGUCUCCAUAUGACAGCCUCGUUUCUACGCCCUGCGGGCACAUUUUCUGCCAGGCAUGCAUAUCGGAGUAUAUCCUCGUACGUUCUAAUGGCUUUAGCUCGUCCUGUCCUACUUGCAGAGAAAAUUUUCCGAUAGCAACUCCCGAGCUUGAACACCUACCUCGCUCUUUUCACCGAUUCAUAUUCCCUGGUAUACGCCGCGUCUUUCUCGACACCUCCCCAGAUCCAGAGAUCGACAACCUGAAGCAGGAAUUGAAGACCGCGAAAGAUCGUAUCAUACUAGAACAACAACAUCUCGAAGAACAGUCAAAAGUCUACUCGCUCGCUCUCUCGCAGCUCAGUGACCAAUUGGAAGCAGAGAAGAAACAAGGCGAAGAAUUUCGGGUCGCCUUCGCUGAAAUGACGUACCACAAAGACAAGUAUAUAAAGCUCAGGAAAGCGUUCGAUGACAUACUGUCGCACGUUACUUCCGGUGUCAAACGCCGUAGAUCUGAUAGCACCGGUAAUCUGGACGAUAAUCGCCACUCUGACCGACGCUCCUUACGCUCGCGGAUGACCAAGAACCUGGCACAAACAGAAGAAUAUCAGAGGUCGACUGUAACUGCUUCUACUGCUUCAAGACGUCGCCAAUCAAUCAGAACAUAAACGAAACGAUCAGCCUGUAGUGGUCUAGCCAGAAGACUUGUCGCUCCUUAGAAGAUCGUCCCCUCCGACUGCAUACCGUCCAUUUCCGCGGCAUACAAACACCUGUCAAAGACAUAAUUUAGAGCUACGCCUUUUUUCUUGUUGAAUCUUCUUAGAUUCUACCAUUAUAUACUAUCAUGUUGUUCGUGUUGUAUAAUGUAAUUGUCAUGCAAUUUAGGGAUCUACUUUUAGACGUGGG
Messenger RNA from Desarmillaria tabescens, 969 nucleotides. RefSeq lists its product as uncharacterized. Bases 63 to 731 code for a protein of 222 amino acids. NCBI's taxonomy places the organism in Eukaryota, Fungi, Basidiomycota, Agaricomycetes, Agaricales, Physalacriaceae. Gene Ontology annotation, molecular function: SUMO-ubiquitin ligase activity. The record is from RefSeq and is a predicted model, not a curated record. The transcript is spliced from 6 exons.